GGCGACAAAAUGGCGGCGGCGCCUGGGCGUCCCGGGGGCAGCACCGGCGACGGGGCGGCGGGAGGAGGAGGAGGAGGAGGAGGAGCGGGAGCCGCUGCCACCGCCUGAGUCUGAUCUCCGGUUCCCGGGUGACGACCGAGGGUCCCCCGCGCCCCCCCCCCCAGACGGAAGAGGCGGCAGGACAGGGGGAAUUAAAAUAAAAUAGCAAGAUGUCGGACGCAGGGAAUAGCACGGAGGGGAAAACGAAUAUCCCUAACGGGAGCUUGUCCAGCAGCCCGGAAGAGAUGUCCGGAACCACGGAGGGGCCUGAGACAUCCUCCGGGGUGGAGGUGGAGGCUUCUGACCUGAGCCUCAGCUUGACGGGGGACGAGGUGGGCCCCAGUCAGACUUACACAGAGAGCUCCACCGAAGAGAAGGACUCGGACAGCAUGGAGGAGACCGGGCACUACUCCAUCAACGAACUGAAUCGGACCUAUGACCACUCCCCCUCGGAGGAAGAGGAGGAGGAGGCCGAGGAGGAGGAGGAGGAAGAGGAGGAAGAGCAGCAGCAGCAGCAGCAGGAGGAGGCGGAAGUGGAGGCCCAGCGUUCCCGCUGGCGAGCGCACCGCAAGCGCCCCAACCAGGACCGGGACUCCUCGGAUGAUGAGCGGGCGCUGGAGGACUGGGUGGCCUCGGAGACGAUGGCGCUGCCCCUGCCUCGCUGGCGAGCCCUGCAGGCGCUGCGGGGGAGGCAGCUCGGCUCCAGCGCCCGCUUCAUCUACGACGCCUGCGGGGCCCGGCUGUUUGUGCAGCGCUUCUGCCUGCAGUACGGCCUGGAGGGCCACGGCGGCUGCGUCAACACCCUGCACUUCAACCAGCGAGGGGCCUGGCUGGCCAGCGGCAGCGACGACCUCAAGGUGGUGGUCUGGGACUGGGUGCGCAGGCGGCCCGUGCUGGAGUUUGAGAGCGGCCACAAGAGCAACGUCUUCCAGGCCAAGUUCCUCCCCAACAGUGGAGACUCCACGCUGGCCAUGUGUGCUCGGGACGGCCAGGUCCGCAUAGCCGAACUCUCUGCCACGCAGUGCUGUAAGACCACGAAGCGGGUGGCCCAGCACAAGGGUGCAUCGCACAAGCUGGCCCUGGAACCGGAUUCCCCCUGUACUUUCCUCUCGGCGGGAGAAGAUGCCGUGGUCUUCACCAUCGACCUGAGACAAGACCGGCCGGCCUCGAAGCUGGUGGUGACCAAAGAGAAGGAGAAGAAAGUCGGCCUCUACACCAUCUACGUCAACCCGGCCAACACCCACCAGUUUGCUGUGGGGGGCAGAGAUGAAUAUGUCAGGAUCUACGACCAGAGGAAGAUUAAUGAAAACGAGAACAAUGGGGUGCUGAAGAAGUUCUGCCCCCACCACCUGGUGAACAGCGAGUCGAAGGCCAACAUCACCUGCCUGGUCUACAGCCACAACGGCUCAGAGCUCCUGGCCAGCUACAACGACGAGGACAUCUAUCUCUUCAACUCCUCCCACAGCGACGGAGCCGAGUACAUCAAGAGAUACAAGGGACACCGCAACAACGCCACAGUGAAGGGGGUCAACUUCUACGGCCCCAAGAGCGAGUUUGUGGUGAGCGGCAGUGACUGCGGCCACAUCUUCCUGUGGGAAAAGGCCUCUUGCCAGGUGGUGCAGUUCAUGCCAGGCGACAAAGGGGGCGUGGUCAACUGCCUGGAGCCCCACCCCCACCUCCCCGUUCUGGCCACAAGCGGCUUGGAUUACGACGUCAAGAUUUGGGCCCCCACGGCGGAGAUGCCCACCCAGCUGACCGGCUUGAAGGAGGUGAUCAAGAAGAACAAGCGCGAAAGGGACGAGGACAGCCUGAACCACGCGGACAUGUACGAGAGCCACCUGCUCUGGUUCCUCAUGCACCACUUCCGGCCUCGGCGGCGUCACAGGCGCCAACGGGACGCGGGCACCGGAGUGGCCGACAGCGACUCCGAGGACUCCCUCAGCUCCUCGGACACCCUGGACGAAGAGGAGGAGGGCCCCGACCGGGUGCAGUGCAUGCCUUCCUGAGGGGCCCCCGAACAGGCUGCGGGGAGGGUGGGGAGCCCCCCCUGUUGAAUUAGCCCCCCUCCUCCUCCUCCUCCUGCUUUAGAUGAGAGGCCUGCCCUCGCCCUGCCUGCCUGCCUGCCAGCCCUGGUUAGCAGGGGGGCCGGCUUGGCUCUGCCCCCUCCCCUCCCGGGGACUCUGCUCUGCCCCCAGACUCCUGGCUGCGGUUGGCGCCUGUUCCCUGCAAAGCUUCGGUGGGGUGGGGUGGGGGGCGAGAGUUGGCUCAGUUCCUCUCCGUGGGGGUGGGGACUCAGAAGCACCUUGGAGAUGUACUUUUAUCUCAAAACACCCCCCCCCCCAAAGACACCCGGCUGCUGCAUGUUGCACCCAGGAUGAGGGAGCCUGGGUCCUGCUUCUCCAGUGAAACCCUGGGAGCUCAGUUCCCUCUGGGUUGGUGUCCCCCCUUUGCCCCCCCCGUU
This is a messenger RNA of Thamnophis sirtalis, 2500 nucleotides long. RefSeq names its product DDB1 and CUL4 associated factor 8 (gene DCAF8). Gene Ontology annotation, molecular function: protein binding. Gene Ontology annotation, cellular component: Cul4-RING E3 ubiquitin ligase complex; cytoplasm. NCBI's taxonomy places the organism in Eukaryota, Metazoa, Chordata, Lepidosauria, Squamata, Natricidae. The record is from RefSeq and is a predicted model, not a curated record.